AUGCUCGCUCGACGCGCGAAUCCAACGAUCUCGACGCGACCGCUGAGUACGAAGACACCCGGAAAGAGCACCGAUAGCCCCAGCAGCAACCAACCACAAUGUAACAAUACCAACCAUGUAGGACGUCCCGCGCUUGGGCAGAUCAAUGCCAGACACUUACAAGUCGGAGCCAAAGUGUGGGUGGCCGACGCUAAGGUGCUCUGGCGAAUCGGGGAGGUACAGACCAUCGCUGAAGACCGGAAGACAGUGCAGGUUUAUCUCCCUGACGCUGCAGAAGACCAGACGCAGACUCUGCGUAUGGAUCAGCUCUUCACCUUUGACGCAUCGCACAUUGUGGAUCACGCCGAUGUGGCGCUAAUGAACAACAUGCACGAGGCGCCACUGCUCAACGUGCUGCGCCAGCGCUUCGAACGCGACGAGAUCUACACGUUCACAGCUGAUAUUUUGCUCUCUAUUAACCCGUACAAGUCCAUCCCGCUGUUGUACGACGUCGUGGGCUUUAUGAAGAGCCGCGAGGAGGCCGCUACAGCCACUGGAGACGGCGCGAACAGCGACAGCAGUGCUCCGCCACAUUUGUUCUCAAUCGCAGAGAAGGCGUACACUGGCAUGAAAGGGGUUGUUCCUGGGUCUGGAGCUCCACAGUCCAUUGUUAUCAGUGGUGAGAGUGGUGCUGGUAAGACCGAAGCGUCCAAAUACAUCAUGAAAUACCUCGCUACUGCCAGUAAACACGUCGCUAGUUGUAGCACCGGAAAGACGGCAGCAGUUGUACACGAACAGAUCGAGGAAUGCGUGGUGCUGUCCAAUUUGAUACUGGAAUCAUUUGGCAACGCAAAGACUUCACGCAACGACAACUCCAGUCGUUUCGGCAAGUACAUUCAGAUCCAUUACAGCAGUGAAGGACGCAUGGCAGGAGUGUCAAUCCGCCACUUUUUGCUGGAGAAGACACGCCUGGUGCGUCCAGAAGUAAACGAACGCAAUUACCACAUCUUCUACCAGUUACUAGCAGGGCUUGAUAGUUUAAACAACACGUCGAACCCUGCGGAUCGCCCACUGCUGCUACGGAAUGACGUGUGGAACUACACAUACCUCACACGUGGAGAUUGUGUGGAGGUCGAUGGAGUGGACGACGCGACUGAGUUCGAGCAGCUUCGACGCUGUCUAGAGCAGCUCGGAAUGGACACUUCCAGCUUCCAGCGCCCCAUGUUUGAGGUACUAGCAGCCAUUCUACACCUUGGGAACGUCAAUUUCGAGAGCCCGACUCAAGAGGGCAAAGGAGAUGCAUCUCGAGAGGACGAGCCUACUCGAGUGGUGUUCCCUGAAAGCGACACCGGUGUGAACUUGGAGCAUGUAGCCAUGUUACUAGGUGUCGAUGCUGCAGAGUUCGCUAACAAGAUGGUAACGCAGACUACGAUCACAGGUCGUGGGAGUAUCCUGGAGAUCAAACUCACUCCAGAGCAGGCGAAAAAUGCCAUGGAUGCUUUCUGUAAGUAUCUUUACGGAGAGCUUUUCCACCACGUGAUCGCACGUAUCAACGCCUGUGCCAGACAACAGACAUCUUCCGACCAGAAGACGCCAAAAGCUCGUGUUCAAGGCGGAUCUACUACUCCAUCUGUGUCUCCGUUUAUCGGAAUUCUCGAUAUCUUCGGCUUUGAAGUGAUGAAGCGCAACAGCCUUGAACAACUGUGCAUCAACUUUACCAACGAAACUCUACAACAACAAUUCAACAAGCAUGUGUUCGUACUGGAGCAGGAGCGAUACGCUCGCGAAGGGAUCGCCGUAUCUCCCGUUGAAUUCCAGGACAACCAGCGCUGUCUGGAUCUCAUCCAGAAGCCUCCUCUGGGACUGUUACCUCUUCUGGAGGAACAAAUGCUGCUCAAACGCAAAACUACAGACAAACAAUUGCUUACCAUUUACCAUGGAAACCACUUGGAUAAACACCCGAGCUAUGCUAAACCUCGCUUCGAGUGCGACGAGUUCAUCAUCCGACACUACGCAGGAGACGUGACGUACGAUAUCCACGACUUCAUCGCCAAGAACACCGACAAUCUGCACGAUGACUUGCUCGAUCUACUGCGUCGUAGCUCGCAACCGCUUCUUCAAGCCAUGCUCAGUGCUCCAGCUGCUGCUACACUUGGUGGUGCAGCUACUAAGCGAGGAGGGCCGUCAACGCCGAGAGGAGCAAUGCACCAGCGUACACAGAGCGCUUCUCUCACCGGUACAACAACCGUAUCGAGUCGAUUCCGCACUCAACUAGCGGAACUUAUGGAGGUUCUGUGGAGCACCACACCCAGUUAUAUCAAGUGUAUCAAGCCUAACAACUUGAAAUUCCCAGGUGGUUUCAGCUGUGAGCUUGUCCGCGAUCAACUGGUUUACAGCGGCGUGCUUGAGGUUGUACGGAUUCGACAGGAAGGGUUCCCCAUUCGCAAGCAAUUCAGCAUCUUCUACGAGCUCUUCUGGCCGCUAGGAAUCAAAAAGUACGGCGUCGCAGCCACAAGAGGUAACUCCAGUAAAACUCGAGAAGCGUGUGAGGUUAUUGCGCGCGAGUGGCUUAAAGAUAAAGACCUCGAACGUGAAGAACCUUCGGAGGCAGAUAACGACUCACCAGAAGUUGAGAAGGACGAGCCGGAGACACCAACGUUGCGUCCUGUUCGACAGAUCUUCGCUAUGGGAAAGAACGAGGUUUUCCUUCGUUACGGCCAGAUCGAGCGUCUCGAAGGCUCAUUAGCCACACUUCGACAUGAUAGCAUCGUCGUCCUGCAGUCCAAACUGGUUCGUGCUCGUUUGGCAUUUAAGAAGUUCCACUUGCUCCGUGGAGCGACAGUGAAAUGGCAAGCACUUUGGAGAAUGCACAGCCAGCGUGUCAAAUAUCUGCAACAACGACAAUCUGCGCUCAAGAUCCAAGCGCGUUUCCGUGCCUUUCAACUCACCACUUUAUUCAAAAAGAAGAAGCGUGCAGCUACUGUCAUGACUCGAGUAUCUCGCAAGUUCGUCACUCGAUGCAAAUUCCUCCGCUUUGUCAAGUCCACACGUGCAGCUACCGAGAUUCAGCGUCAUAUCCGAGGCUUCCUGCUUCGUACAGCCGCUGAACGCGAGCGGAAGAUGCGUGAACGCGCUACGUUGAGUCUGCAGUCCUGGCAGCGGAUGCACGUGCACCGUCGUCGCUUUCAGAUCCAAAAACGCGCCGCAGUUCGACUUCAAACCAAGUAUCGCUGUCGGACUCAGCGUCGUCGCUUCCUGCGUGAGAGGAAGGCAGCGAUCGUGCUAGCUGCGUUCGUACGUCAAGUUCUACAGCGCAGACGCUUCAAGAAGCUGAAAGCGUGUAUAGUUAAGACCCAAGCUAUGGUGCGGAAGUGGAAGACACGCCGGAUGUUCGUCGCGUUACGCUCUGCUCUCGUGGUGCUCCAGAGCUUACGGCGUCAACGAGCAGCGAGAAAAGUCUUUAUUGCUCGGAAGGCUGCGGUAUUUCGUCUUCAACACGCUAUGGUUGGAUGGACUGCGAGGUGUCGAUACGUUGCGCUGAAGAAAAGUACGUGUAGACUUCAGUAUUUUAUUACGAGUUGGCUGCUUUGUCGACAGUUCAGACGUGCUCGUAGAGCGUCAAGACGCGUUCAAAAAGUGUGGAAAUCGCACCACCGACGUGUACAGUGGGAAGCUGAAGUGGCCAGUGUGUUUGUAAGCCGUCAGUCGAACGCAGCGUCAGAGAGUGGAGGGUUGUCUUGGACGCAGCACACGCGCAUGGAGGACUCGGACCGCAGGAUGACCAAGUUACGUCUCCAACCAGACAUCUUCUUCACGUUGCAGCCUCGUAUGUUUGGCUACAACUCGCUGUUCCAUGAAGCUGCUGCGUGUGGAGAUUUCCACGUGGUCAAGUACAUGCUUGGUGAACGUUCUGCUGAAGAACUGCUUACACUCAAGAACGGACGAGGCCUCACUGCCCUCCAUGAAGCGUGUGCGUACGGCCAACAUGCGAUGGUUAAGUAUCUAGCACUGCAAAUGACUGCGAUCCCAAUCAUCCGAGCUAUUCCAUCGAGCUUUAAAGAGCCCGACGAACCUGAACAAAAUACUACAGAUCCUGCUGAUGAGACCGAUAACCAGCAGGACAAUAGUGAGGCCGAACACACAAUAGAGCGCCGCUCUGAGCGGACUGUUGUCUACAGCGGAUACCUUCGUAAGCGACGCGAGACUUCGCGCUGGAUGCGUCGAUAUGUAGUGCUGAGUGUGACUUCGGACAAGCAAGACCGUCCACAACUGGACUAUUAUCCCAACGACCGCAACGCCACAUUUGCUGGACCGAGUUCACUGCAGAUCGACUUGACUACUGCUCUACUUAAGACUAGUGUGGACUUGCCUUUCGCCUUUGAGCUCCACUCUCCACAACUACUUGGAGGUCGCAACAAAGAAGGCCGGCUGUACUUCGCAGCAUCAGGAGCGAUUGAGAUCCAGUGUUGGCUGGCUCAUCUACGCAAUAUCAUCCCAAGCAGCAUCGAGUCCCGAGUGUUUGCCAUGCACCGAUCAGCCCAAGGCAAUCAUCUCGAGUUCAUAGACUUUAAAGCUCGUCAAGAAGUGUGCAAUCUUCAAAGCUCGUCAUCGAGACUGGAGACGCCUCUGCACUUGGUCGCUGGUUGUAGUAGUCUCGUGAUCUUAGCGGCGAUUGAAGACGAAGGCCCCGAAAACAACAAGAGCAACAGCGAGAUCCAAUUCGACGUUUCUGUCAUCACAGCUAACUCCAAUGCAAAGUCAAAGUCUCUGCUGGAUGCUGAGCUUGAGCUUGUCAAGACGACCCAGUGGCUGAUUGAGAACGGAGCUGACAUCAACGCUAUGACUACACGACAAGAGACUCCACUGCAGUUGGCUCUACAGGCUGGACAUUUGAUACUAGCGAAGCUUCUUCUGGACCGUGGAGCAUUAGCAUCGAGUCUCUCUGAGCCACACUUGAUGCUGGUGCGAUGCUUGAAGGCUGAACUGGCCAAGACUGCCAUCACGAGUAUCUCUUCGUCUGCGUGUGGGUCUGUAGGGAUCCCACACACUACCCAGCCUCCACCUGGACCCAUGAACGGGUUGCUAGCAGCGGGAAACGCGUUCCUGAAGAGACCUAACAAGUUGAUUCGAGGCUUAAGUGCAAGCGAAGAACCGCCCUUACUCUUCCUCUCAAGCAGCCAGGAAAAACUGAAUAACGCGACUUCUAUCGGUGAUCGACGACCGCGUAUCGUCAUCUCGGUGAUGGAUGGACAACGCAACCUGGUCGAGAUGCGGCAACAAGUGUCCGUACAACCGGUAGCUGCGUCGAACGCUCUACUCUGGGGCUUCACGUGGCACAUGCAAACGCCAUUGGAGAACUUGCCACACGGAGCUUGCGUCGUAGUGGAGUUAGCCACUACCAGUGCGUCCGCUGCUCCACCGACUCAUGACGGUGCCACAUCUCCAACACUUGGUGCUAGUGUACUCUCUCCUGAAUGUUGGACGUAUCUUCAAGUUGACCAACGUACAGCCAACAGCGCUCCGAUCACUGCUGAGAUGUACAAGUAUCCGGUCGACUUGUCGUCGCAGCACACGCUGCAUCGCGCCGACGCCUUCCUCUCUGGCGAAAUGUUGAUCUCUCAAGCUCAUACAUAA
This is a messenger RNA of Phytophthora nicotianae INRA-310, 5613 nucleotides long. RefSeq lists its product as hypothetical. Gene Ontology annotation, biological process: actin filament organization; vesicle transport along actin filament. Lineage: Eukaryota; Oomycota; Peronosporomycetes; Peronosporales; Peronosporaceae. Gene Ontology annotation, molecular function: actin filament binding; microfilament motor activity; ATP binding. The record is from RefSeq and is a predicted model, not a curated record. Bases 1 to 5613 code for a protein of 1870 amino acids. The transcript has 2 exons. Gene Ontology annotation, cellular component: myosin complex; vesicle; actin cytoskeleton.